CUCUGCUUGAUUUUGGAAUUUCAAUAAUUAGUUUCUGAAAUGUCAGCAGCGUCUGUUGAAUUUGAACUCACUGAUCUCAUAGACUUUGCAGUAAACCAAGGCAAUGGGGUCAAGGGUCUAUCCAACUUAGGCAUAAAAACCAUCCCUCAGAAAUACAUCUUACCCCCUGAAGAUAGACUAAAUCAGAACCAGAUAGCGCAAGAUGAAUCAAUAGCUGUCAUUGAUGUAUCUAACUGGGAUGAUCCAAAAAUUGCAGCCUCAAUCUGUGAGGCUGCAGCCAAAAGGGGUUGCUUUCAAAUUAUCAAUCAUGGCAUCCCACUUGAGGUUCUUGAAAAUGUAAAGGAAGCUGGGCACAAGUUCUUUGAGUUGCCAGAUGAGGAAAGGAGGAAGUAUUUGAAGGAAAAUUCACCUACUCCCACUGUGCAGUUGAAAACUAGCUUUAGUCCUCUUGCAGAAAAGGUUUUGGAGUGGAAAGAUUAUCUUACGCAUUUGUAUAUUCCAGAUGAUGAGAGUUCAAAAUUAUGGCCUUCUGUGUCCAAAGAUCAAGUAUUGGAGUACAUUAAGUGGGCUAAACCAAUAAUUAGAAAGCUACUUCAGCUGCUUCUAAAGGGACUUAAUGUCAAGAAAAUUGAUGAAACAAUAGAAUCUCAACUCAUGGGUUCCCUGUAUGUCAACCUUGUUUACUAUCCCAUUUGUCCAAACCCUGAGCUUGCUUCUGGAGCUGGUCGACAUUCUGAUAUCUCCGCCAUCACUAUCCUCCUUCAAGAUGAUGUUGGUGGCCUUUUCGUGCAAGGAACAAAAGCUGAUCAGUGGAUCCAUGUAACACCAGUUAAAGGGGCACUGGUAAUCAACAUAGGAGAUAUACUACAAAUUGUGAGCAAUGAUCGUUAUAAGAGCGUUGAACAUCAAGUCACUGUUAAUGGAAGGAGAAACAGGGUUUCAGUGCCUAUAUUUGUUGACCCUGCAGCUGACACAGUUGUUGGUCCAUUUCCAGAAGCCCUGGAGAGUGGAGAGAAACCAAUUUAUAAGCAUUUUGUCUACUCAGAUUACUUCAACUACUUCUUCGGUAAAGGGCUCGGCAGAAAGCAGACAAUUGAACUUGCUAAAAAAUAAUGUUCAGCCAAUAAAUGUAAGGUAGUCUCAACUGAAAUAGCACAAAAUAGUGUGUUAAGCGAGGAUCCUACCCUUGUUCUUUAUGUCUCUUGAUCUGAUACGUUGUUUGCCUUUAUCCAAACAUUUCUGUAGGGUUAAAUCCCAGUUUUAGUUCUUAAACUUCAAUUUUGGAUAUUUAAUCUUCUAAAG
Coffea eugenioides is the source of this 1302-nucleotide messenger RNA. Its product is annotated as feruloyl CoA ortho-hydroxylase 1-like. NCBI's taxonomy places the organism in Eukaryota, Viridiplantae, Streptophyta, Magnoliopsida, Gentianales, Rubiaceae. The transcript has 2 exons. The record is from RefSeq and is a predicted model, not a curated record. Bases 40 to 1113 code for a protein of 357 amino acids.